Messenger RNA from Xiphophorus maculatus (southern platyfish), 4214 nucleotides. RefSeq names its product G protein-activated inward rectifier potassium channel 3-like (gene kcnj9). NCBI's taxonomy places the organism in Eukaryota, Metazoa, Chordata, Actinopteri, Cyprinodontiformes, Poeciliidae. Bases 597 to 2099 code for a protein of 500 amino acids. Gene Ontology annotation, cellular component: plasma membrane. Gene Ontology annotation, molecular function: inward rectifier potassium channel activity. Gene Ontology annotation, biological process: potassium ion import across plasma membrane; regulation of monoatomic ion transmembrane transport. The transcript is spliced from 8 exons. The record is from RefSeq and is a predicted model, not a curated record.
GUGUUGUAGUAAUGAGACUGAGGCAGGGUUGACAGGGGCUGGACUGAUGACAGCAUCCUCCUCCGCUCUGAGGCUCCAACACCUGACCGCCUCCAUCAGAGCCGCACAGAUCAUGGAGCUGCCGGGUUAUCCCGACGCCACCAUUUCACACCAUGCUCCGCAGACGCAUCCGCGUAAAUAUUCAACUUCAGCUGCUUAAUCUGUUCCGUUCCCCCCACCCCCAACUUGAUCAUUCACUGGCCUACAGCUUUCGGAUUUUCAUUUAGUGCGUGACCGAGUCGAGUCGAGGUGCUUCUUGUUUUCCUGAAGAGAAAAAACAACAGCUGACUGAUCCUGCGUCGCUAUUACAACCCAGGAUCAGACAUGGGUGUAAUCGAAUCACCAACGCCGGCCGGAUUAUGGAGCAGAUUUUCCUUUUCCUCGUGAUACAACAGUCAGCUCGAUCCAGGCUUCAGUCAAGCAAACAAAUGAUCCAAUCAAUAACAGCUGGACACAGUCUGACAUAAAGACGAUAUCAAUAACAGUCUAACACUCUAUACACACACACCUACACACACGCCCGUACACCCCCACACACACAGAGACAGAGAGAGACGAUGGCGCUGGAGAACUCCGUCUUCCCUUCCCGUCCCGACUCCCUGGCGCUUCCUGUGGAGGAGAAGACUGAAGGCGAGGAAGAGGAGGCGGCGACAAAGUCGACCGCUCCCACUGGAGUCUUUAACGUAUCCGAGGAGUUGGGCCACGUCGUCACCACGCAGACCAUGCCCUCCCCUCCACCCCCGGCAAAGGUCAAAAGGUCGUUCCAGUCCAAGCUCGCAGAACGGGAGGCCAACGCCAAUCAGCACAGGAAGAAGACCCAAGGGCCUGAAAAAGAGAGGGGGCGAUUCGGCUGGGCCCGGGCUCGGCGUAAGAGGCAGCGCUACGUCGAGAAGAACGGCCGUUGCAAUGUGCAGCACGGCAACAUGCGGGAGACGUACCGCUACCUGACCGACAUCUUCACCACGUUGGUGGACCUCAACUGGCGCUGCUCGCUCUUCGUCUUCGUCAUGGCCUAUGCAGUCACGUGGCUCUUCUUUGGCGCCAUUUGGUACCUCAUAGCCUACUGUAGGGGGGAUCUGGACCAUCUGGAAGACGAGGCGUGGACGCCGUGCGUGAACAAUGUCAAUGGUUUCAUAUCAGCCUUCCUCUUCUCCAUCGAGACAGAGACGACGAUUGGCUACGGGCACAGAGUCAUCACCGAUCAGUGUCCAGUGGGCACCAUGCUGCUGCUGCUGCAGGCCAUACUGGGAUCGAUGGUCAAUGCGUUCAUGGUCGGCUGCAUGUUCGUGAAGAUCUCCCAGCCUAAUAAACGAGCCGAGACGUUGGUGUUCUCCAAGCACGCCGUCAUCUCUCUGAGAGACGACAAGCUCUGCCUGAUGUUCAGGGUGGGCGACCUUCGGAGUUCUCACAUUGUUGGGGCCAACAUGAGGGCCAAACUAAUCAAGUCCAAGCAGACUCAAGAGGGUGAGUUCAUCCCUUUGGACCAAACAGACAUCAGCGUGGGCUUUGAGACGGGCGAUGACCGCCUCUUCCUCGUCUCUCCGCUGGUGAUCUCCCAUGAAAUUGAUGCGCGCUCGCCCUUCUGGGACAUGUCGCAGGCCCAGCUGGAGAAGGAGGAUUUCGAGAUUGUGGUCAUUCUGGAAGGAAUGGUGGAGGCCACCGGGAUGACGUGCCAGGCGCGGAGCUCCUACCUGGCGGAGGAGGUGUUGUGGGGUCACAGGUUCAGCCCCAUGAUGUUGCUGGCAGAGGGCUUCUUUGACAUCGACUACGGAGCCUUUCAUCACACGUUUGAGGUGGGCACGCCCUCCUGCUCGGCACGGGAGCUGGCGUUGGCCGCGGCCAGACUCAACGCUCACCUCUACUGGUCCAUCUCCAGCAGGCUGGACGAAGAGCCCACGCUGGCCGAACAAGCCACCAAGCAGCCGGACGGCGGCUCAGCCCACAGCAAGGUGGGGGAACCCAUCUUCACCGUUGGGGAGAUGACGGACAUCCAGGAGCAAUCGGCUUUGGGCGAGUUGAACGGAAGCGUCACCACCGAUCAAUCAGAAACAGAGGCCUAGAACAGAGAAUGUUUACAAAGAACCUUCAGUAUAUCGCCACAUCAUCAUAGUUGUGUGUUAAAGACUCUUUUAAGGCAGAUGAGUAGUUUCAACACACCCACAGAUCCCACGGUAGAUGCCACAAUCUUGUGUUACCUUAUAAAAAAAUAUUUUUUAAUAUUUGUCUUUUAUUUGUUAUAAGUGUACUCAAUGUGCAUAUCUGAUUUUGUUGUAUUUGCUCUGAUCACCCUUGCCUAUAUCUACUUUAAAAUGACAAUACUAUGCUUCAGGAGGGUUUAACAGCAGUCCAUCCUGUGGACAGAAAGAAUGUUGCACAGACAGUAAUUAGUUCUUUUGUUUUAUUUUUCCUUUUCGCCCGACUGAUGGUUGUUUCACAUGAAAAGUUAAAUAUAUUGAUUAUUACCGUUUAAAAUAGAUACAGUGCAUAGAUGCUUUACUCUAAACUGCAGUUUUAGAAAAUAUAGAAAUACAAACAAACUUUUUUAGAUGCACAUAUUAAGACUUACUAUAAAUCAGUUAGAAAUCUUACACAGUUAAUUACGGUACACAUUUUCUCUUUUAUCUGGAUAGAAACUUUUAUUUGGUGCUAGUAAGUUAUCUAGGAUCAAUUUUGUUGAACAAAAAUAUAUAGGUGGACAUUAAUUCUCUAUUUUAUGCCCUGAUAUAAAACAAAGGGUGACAUUAUUUAACAAAACUUAUUGACAUUUAUAUCUUUGCUCAGAUUAUUGUAAACAGAGACUAUGAAACUUUUUAGAAAAAGGUCAACAUGAUGCUGCUUCACAAGGUUACUGCUUUGGUAAAAAUAUAUCAUGCAGUCCAUAUUUUUCCAGAAUUUGUAGGUUAUUUUUAAAAAGUACAGGUUAUUUUUUUAUAAAACUUAGUGGCUUAUUUACCAUUCACUUACUGGAACUUGACCUGCUUUAAAUUGAACCGUAGCCUGCAAGGUCCAAAAAGGGUUUCAGAAAAGUCUUCUGUUAGUUCCGGAAAGCAAAUAUAAAAUUCCUGAGAAACUCAUCUGUAUAUUUUAGAAAAUCAACCCAUAAAUUGCCAAAACUUAGAUCCGUGAGGAAAAAUAACCUGUAUUUUUUUAUAGAGUAAUUGAGUUGCAGAUGGUACCUUGUAAACUUCACUGAGGUAAAAUAUAAAAACAUAAAAUUAACAGGAAAAUUCCAGAAACUAAUCUUUGAUAACCAGGAAAUUGUUCUUUAAUUCUUUAAAGACAGGUAGCCUGGAAAUUACAGAAACAUAACUUGGAUAUUAAGGAGAAUUUACCUAGAAAUUUCAGAAAAGUAAUGUAUAAAUGGCAUUAAAGAAGCUUGAAUAAUCUGGAGUACUCUAGAAAUUUUGGGAAAGUAUUUCUGAAAGUCUUCUUCAAAUUUUUAUUAACUUCUUCAAAUUAAAGUCUUCUUCAAAUUUUUAUUCUCCAGACCUUUUCCAAAAGCCCUGGAGAAUAUUAGGCUGUCUUUUGUAUUGCUGCCUUCUAUAUUUCUUUGAUUUUGUUGGUUUCAGCCAUGUAUAAUCUAAAAGCACAACAAUGCCCUGCUCAGUUCUGCCCAAAUUCCUGCUUCUGCUGCUGUGUAUAUAUAUAUAAACAUAUAUAUAUAUGGCUGUUUUUACUUGAUGUUUUUAAUAUUUAAAAUAGCACAUCGAUUAAAAUGAAUAAACUACACUAUAUUCCAGAGAACAUGUUGUAGAUUUUAUUUUCUCUAUAUGGGAACUGUACAAACUUAGCUUUACUAAGGCUGCAGAUGGAAGGAAAUCCUUCCAAUUUAAAGGGUCAUAUAUUUUGUUUUUUCUCUUUGAAAUUGUAACUGGUUUGUUACCAAAUAUGAAUUCCUCAACAAAGAGCCACAGCUGCCUCAUAUGAUGGAGAAAAAUUUGUUUAUGUUUGUCAUCUACGUUUUACUGUGCAUUUUUCAUUUUACAAAAUGACAAGAAAACGUUACAACAAAUCACCUCUAAAAAUCCCAAAGUAAAUAAAAACAAGACAAUAACAAAAUAAAUUCAUGAAUAAAUAUUGAAAAAUAUGUUGGGUAUAUUUGAUAUAUUGCAGCAUAUGGUAUAUUGUAUUGUCUUGAUUAAAUUGAGUACUACAUCUUUAUUUAUGUAUGUUUA